GUAGUUUGUUAACAAAGCGCACUCGAGCAAGAACCUCGGCUUCUCUUACAAAUUAGAGACUAAUAAUUAAAGUUUUGUUAGUGCUAAUUUAUUUUCGCAAUGGUUGAAAUUGGUGAUAUUACCGGACAAAAAGUGGAGGUGGAACCUGUUCUAGUGCAUCCUAAGAAAGCUUGCUUGACUAAUGGAAGUUCCACUACAAAUGGAAAAGAGUUAUUAGUUGCUUUACCAAAGUGUCAUUGUGUCAAAGGUAAUGAGCCAUGCUCUUACCACGAAGCAACAAGUCAAUUACCGACUAGAGAAGCCCUAUUACCUGAAAUGACUAGAGCUUAUAAGUCUUUACUGGGGGCUCUAGGCGAAAAUCCUGACAGAGAAGGCUUAUUGAAAACACCAGAAAGGGCCGCCAAGGCAAUGCUCUAUUUUACCAAAGGCUACGACCAAAGCUUAGAAGAAAUCCUUAACGAUGCAAUUUUUGACGAGAAUCACGACGAAAUGGUUGUAGUCAAAGAUAUAGAAAUGUUUUCAAUGUGCGAGCACCAUUUAGUACCGUUUUAUGGCAAGGUUUCCAUUGGAUAUUUACCAUCCGGAAAAGUACUGGGACUUAGCAAACUAGCCAGGAUUGUGGAAGUUUAUUCGAGAAGACUACAAGUACAAGAAAGACUUACCAAACAAAUCGCUACGGCUGUAUUGAAGGCUGUGCAACCGAAUGGGGUAGCUGUUAUUGUUGAAGGAUCGCAUAUGUGUAUGGUAAUGAGAGGUGUCCAAAAAAUUAAUAGUAAAACCGUUACGUCAACUAUGCUAGGCGAAUUCAGGGACAAUCAAAAAACUAGAGAGGAAUUUUUAAAAUUAGCUCUCCAUCAUUAAAAUUUAAAUUAAUUAGGUAUUAAUUUAACUGGUAUUAUUAGAUUUAAUCAAUUGUACAUUUUAUAUUGUGAUGUAUUUAUUUUAUUUUUAUUUUUCAAAUCAAAUAUUUUUUCGGAAGAUGAAUUUGAUUUUCAUGCUUUUGUUACACAAUAAAUUGUUUGUAUUAUCAAAAAGCCAAUGAUUUCUCCAUGUUUCAAAUGUAAUAAUA
Molecule: messenger RNA, 1069 nt
Organism: Ceutorhynchus assimilis (cabbage seed weevil)
Lineage: Eukaryota; Metazoa; Arthropoda; Insecta; Coleoptera; Curculionidae
Source: the annotation of a GenBank genome assembly